This is a messenger RNA of Folsomia candida, 1460 nucleotides long. RefSeq lists its product as uncharacterized. The coding region runs from base 313 to 684 and encodes 123 amino acids. The record is from RefSeq and is a predicted model, not a curated record. Lineage: Eukaryota; Metazoa; Arthropoda; Collembola; Entomobryomorpha; Isotomidae. The transcript is spliced from 5 exons.
AACAAUCCAAAAAUGUUGGUGUGGCAGACCUACAUGAACUUGGGCGCUUUAGGCAUUUCGGAGUUUGAAAUUAGAUAAAAGACCAGACCUAAUCAUGCACUUGUAGUAUUCUUCUUUUCCUGGUCUUUGGAUUAAGGGUUUUUUCUCAAAAUACGCGUACAGUUGUCUUUUGCAUAAAUAUCCCAACAUCUUCUUGGAACCACUACCAACUUUAUACACAAUCUAAAAAAUAUCUCACGUUUCAAAUAAUACUCGACAUUUGGCUUUGACAAUUUAUCAAAUUCCCCUGUGCCGUAAAAUCAGUUAUUUAAGAUGGAAAACAAAAUUCGUCGACAAGCAAGGAAAUUUUUGGAGCUGCAGUUCAAAAAGUAUGAUCCUUCCAUGACGGGUGCGUUGCAUAAGAAAUUCAUGAGCGAGAUAGUGCAAGUGCUAUUGAAGGAAGAUCCAGAUCUAUUUAACGAGGAUCAGAUUUGGGAGCAGAUCGAAAAGAAAUCCAAGGAUUCAACCUACAUCACACUCCGUCGGGGCAGUAAAGAGUUUGUUUUGACACAUGACGAGGAAACCCUGGACUGGACUUCGGUGAUGGAAGUGAUUGUAUUUUUCUUGAAAAAGGUGGAAAAGAAGAACAAUGACGGGUUCAUUUGUAAACACCUCGUCCGAUUGACAGAUUUUCCUACUCCUUAGGAUUAGUACCCCCGUCAUUUUCCAGAGUAAUGAUAUGCAUAUUUGAUGUACGCUUUCUUUACUUUUACGUUUAUGGUCUCAGAGAAAUUCUUUAAGUGAAAGCACAAACAUCUACCGGAAGCAACCACAUCAUCAAAUAGAGUUUUUGCUGCUUGACUGGUUUCCUUUGGUUAGCACCUCGUUUUAAGAAUAGGGUUUGCAAAAAUUUUUGAGGUUGAUGAACAGAAAGAAUGAAAUAGCACAAAAAAAUAUUUCAGGUCAAAGAAUCUAUCUUAAUCUAAAUAUUUACAUGUUGCAUUUUACGUAGUAACCUCAGCAAGCCUUACAAAACCGACUUGAAUAAGAGCGUGUAUGGCUGGUUCGUACAAAUGAUGAAGAAAUAUGGGCCGUUUAGAAUAUUGCAUAUUUAUUUGUUUUUGUUUCAUCUCAGUUUGAUUAGGGAAGUAUGUUUUUACUCGCAACUCUUAAUAUUAAGUUGUCACGUCGUCGGUUAGUAACUUUAGCGGAGGUAAAUACUUGAGAGCUCAUGGGACGACUUGUGUUUAAUAUAAUUUAUGAUCAUAACAAACAUUUAUUUUUUAUUUUCGAGUAUAUUAAUAGCAAUACUAUUACCACCUCUAUACUUUAUUAAUAAUAAUUGACAAGUGCGAAUAUUAAGCAUUAGUUUUAAACUUACACAGCUUUGUUAGAGUUAAAAAAUGGUACAAUUGUAUUUAACCCGGAAUGAACGGUUGAUUAUGAAAAUUUUAAAUAAAGUUUUUGAUUAUUGUGACAAA